GCGCGUUCGCAGUUGCCGGGGGUGCGGGACAGCGCUGCGCGGCAGCAGCAUGGUCCGGGGACUCUUUCCCCUACUCCUCGUGGCGGCCUUGAUUAUUGAAACACGGUGCAAAAAUGAGACUGAAGCUCUAAUACGCAUAGCAUACAAUAAAUUAAUUACAAGGAGGAUCAUUGCUAAGAGGGAAGUUUAUUGUAACUGGAAUGAAUAUGAUCUAGGUGUUCAGUGUUGCAAGAAAUGUGAACGUGGUUUUGUUAAAAAUAUCGCCUGUCCAACAGAUAUUAGCAAACACUGUGUUCCGUGUGAAAAUGGAAAGGAGUACAUAGAUCAUGCGAAUGAUUUGGCCAAGUGUUUGAGGUGCUCUUCAUGUGACAGCAUAUUUGGUUUGGAGGUUGCAAAGAACUGUACGCCAACACAGAACACGAAAUGCACCUGUGCGAAGAACCAUUUUUGCAAUUCUUCUGUACCAUGUAGGCAUUGCGAUCCAUGUACCAUAUGUGAAAGCGGUGUAAUUGAAAAACAAUGUACUUCAACUUCAGACACUGUGUGCGGAAUGAAAGAAACAGGAGUGCUGUGGUGGGCCAUUCUUUUGGUAAUUCUGUUACUACUUCUAACAGCUGGAGGAAUAUACUUUGCGUACAGGAGAAAACAGAACAGUAUUAACAGCAAGAAGAGCCUCAAUGACGACAUGCCCAAACCAGACAUUUCUGAUGAGAUUGUACCUCUCAAACAAGAUGUUGACUUGAGCAACCAUAUUGCUGAUAUUGUGGAGGAGCUGACACUCGACCAAACAUUGAAAUUUGUUCGUUACCAGAAAGUAUCAGAAACUAAAAUAGAUGAGAUUUGUCAUGAUAAUAAUAAUACAUGUGAACAGAAGAUCCAACUUUUUCGAGCCUGGCUUCAAAAACAUGGGAUGGAACAAGUCUAUGAAACCCUAAUAAGAAGCCUGAGAAAGCUUGAGAUGCGCGCUGUAGCUGAUAAAAUUGAAAGAAAACUGCAGGCAGCUGUUUCCAACUCUGAGUAAAGGGGGAUAGUUGUACAAUGAUGACACUCAGCAAAGCAACACAGGGAGCACUCAGGAAGGUAGAAACUCUAGAAUGACAGUGCUGAUCUAAAUAAAACCUAUUCUGGUAGUUUGGAAGAGACAUGGCACAGAGUCAUUUGACUGAAUUGGUAUUUUUCUAAAAAUAGAAAUAAGAAAGCUUUGAAUGCCAUUUUCAUUGGCAGUUCUGGUUGAUUCAAGGAAGUUAUAAUGUGAACAAGGAGUAAUUACGAUUUUUGUAGCAAUAUCUCUCCUUUUAAAAAAAGGAGGGUUUUGGUUAUUAAGAACUGGGAGGAGAAGUUUUAUAGCUUGCUUACUAAAAGGUACUGUACAAGUGUCCAGCUAUAGGAAGAAGAAAUAAUGAUAUGGUAUGGUCCUGUGCUACGUAAGUGAUGUCAUGUUUUGCUUACAUGAAACUCGUGGGAUGUUGCAUUUUUCAAAGUGAAAUUUCUGGUGUUCAGAUUUAUGAAACAUACCAUAAAGAAUACUUGAACAAAAAAAAAAAAGUCAAUUAUCUAAUACACACCUGAUUAGUUUUGAAUAGCAUUGAGUUACAAAGGUGUUGCUGUGUAAUUAAAUUCUAGGCUACUGUAAAUGGGAUUUCUCCCUUCCAUAAAAGCAGCUCUGUAUGUGUAUACGGAGUUUUGUAUAUGUGUGUGUGUAUUUAUGUGUAUAUACAUUGCAAGUUUUCCAUGUAAAAGCUCCCAGUGCCAAAUAAAAGUUAUUUUCCUCAUGCUCUGCAAUGAUUUGCAAGCCUUUUCUAAUGCUAAAAGCCUGCAAAGAAGCAAGAGCUGAAGCAGCACAGCAGAGCCAUGAUUUUUGGAAGGCAACCUGCAGAAGCUAUGAGGUCUCCAUAAGCAAAUGUGCAACACUAGCUCUUCUAAGGCAGGAACUGAUAUAAUGAAAAUGUCAUUGUCAUUAAAUAAAAAAUCCACAUAGUG
Messenger RNA from Strigops habroptila (Kakapo), 1980 nucleotides. RefSeq names its product Fas cell surface death receptor (gene FAS). The record is from RefSeq and is a predicted model, not a curated record. Gene Ontology annotation, cellular component: external side of plasma membrane; membrane raft; CD95 death-inducing signaling complex. Gene Ontology annotation, biological process: immune response; necroptotic signaling pathway; activation-induced cell death of T cells. The coding region runs from base 50 to 1021 and encodes 323 amino acids. Lineage: Eukaryota; Metazoa; Chordata; Aves; Psittaciformes; Psittacidae. Gene Ontology annotation, molecular function: tumor necrosis factor receptor activity; protein binding. The transcript is spliced from 9 exons.